This is a messenger RNA of Amborella trichopoda, 2553 nucleotides long. Its product is annotated as ubiquitin interaction motif-containing protein. Gene Ontology annotation, molecular function: K48-linked deubiquitinase activity; cysteine-type deubiquitinase activity. NCBI's taxonomy places the organism in Eukaryota, Viridiplantae, Streptophyta, Magnoliopsida, Amborellales, Amborellaceae. The record is from RefSeq and is a predicted model, not a curated record. Gene Ontology annotation, biological process: protein K48-linked deubiquitination.
AUCAUGUUGUUAACCCGUCACUUUCCUUUUCCGGCGAAUAAAGAUAGAAGAAAAACUUAACCCUAAAAAACCCAGACGACAUGGCGCUAACGUGUUCUCGCUCGAUCUCUUCCUUUUGCCUGAAACCCUAACUCCAGCGGGAAGGUUUUUUUUUCUGGUUUAAUGGCAGAUCAAGAGGAGGAUGACCUUCAAAUGGCUCUUAGAAUGAGCCUUCAACAAGCCCCUGAUCCCAAGAGGAGCAAGCCAAGAGAGAGCCUCGCUUCUUCUCCCGCCGUUGGAUCGUGGGAGAAACCACAGAUGGACGGCCACCCGCUGGAGAACUCACAGGUGGCUGGGAAAUCGCUGGAAAAGUCACACGUAGACGGAAUUUAUCAGGAAGAAUCGCCAGAAAGUAGGAAUAGGAGAGUGCAGAGAGAGCUAAUGGCGGCCGCUGCUGAGAAGAGGAUGAUGGUGGCGAGGAAUUUGAAGGAGGAGGAGGUCUCUGUUAGAAGGGAGUCAGUUGUACCUGAAAACCCUAGAAUUGAAACUGUUCGGAAAUCGGAUGAGGGGUUGGCCUUGUCCAAUGAAGAUGCUCAUCAACUGUAUUAUAUGGUUUUUGGGACUUCUGUUUCAAAAGAUAUUCUUGCGCAAUGGUGUAAUCAGGGUAUCAGGUUUAGCACUGACCCUGAAACUUGUAUGGGUCUCGUGCAACAUGAAGGGGGCCCAUGCGGUGUGCUUGCUGCCAUACAGGCAUUUGUCCUUAGAAACCUGUUGUUUUAUCCAGAUGAGUCAAGUAGUUACAAAUCCAACAUGCAACAUCAACACAAUUUUGGAUUGAGGAGAUUCUUACAAAUUCCACAUGAUAGACCAGAUAACGUUACUUCUCUAUCAGAAAAUGAAAAGGCAAGAGCCUUGGUUCUCAGUAUGGUGGAAAUAUUAUUUUUAUGUGGAAGCAAAAAGCAGGCUGCUAUAGCUACAUUAAAUGUCCUCAGCAAUAAUUCUGAAGAGAUUUGCAAAAGCGAUGAGAAAAUUGCGAAAGCUCUGGAAGGUCUCUCAAUGGAAUCGGCUUCAGACUUGCAGAAAGCUGUUAGGAUACACCCAUAUACAUCACAAAAAGCUGCUGUGCAACGAGUCAAGGAAAUGCUUCCUGUUUUUCAAAGUCGUAUGGGGGCAAUGCUUUUCCUCAUUUCAGCUCUACUCUCAAGAGGACUUGAGGCUAUUCAGUCUGACAGGGAUGAUCCUGGACUACCAUUGGUGACUGCUCCCUUUGGGCAUGCCUCACAGGAAAUUGUUAACCUAUUGCUUUGCGGGCAAGCUGUGCCAAAUGUGUUUGAUGGUAGCAUGGACCUGGGAGGUGGCAUGUCCCUUAAGGGCAUACCGACAAGUGUAGAAGUUGGGUUCCUCACUUUGCUUGAGUCUCUCAACUUCUGUAAAGUUGGGCAUUACCUCAAGUGCCCGAAGUGGCCCAUCUGGGUAAUUGGAAGCGAAUCUCACUACACAGUCCUCUUUGCCCUUGAUGUCAAUGUGCAAGAGGAAAACAAAUUGGAGGAGAGAGAAUCACGUAUUAGAAAAGCCUUUGAUUCCCAGGACCAAAGUGGGGGUGGAGGAUUCAUCAGCUCUGAAGCAUUUCAACAGGUCCUCAGAGAAACCAACAUCUCCAUUCCACCGGAGAAACUCGAAGCCCUCUGCAACUCUGGCUUCAUUGUGUGGAAUGAAUUCUGGCAAGUCUUACUACAACUUGAUGAGAGCUCAGGUGGCCUCAAGGACUCCACAGGGCUCAUGGGAAGGAGGCAAUUUGAUCUCUACCAUUUCAAUGGAAUUGCAAAGUCGGUUCAAAACAGUGGGUCACUCCAAGGGUCAGGAGGUGAGGCUCUGCAACAAAGACCAAGGCUCUCAAAAAUUAGGGUCACUGUGCCUCCAAAAUGGACUCCUGAAGAGUUCAUGUCUGAUAUGGUGGGGCCUUCCUCGAGCAGUGGGUCCAAUGUGUGUGAUGGAGUUGCAGAGGUGACCCAACCUGAUCCCCCACAGCAUGCACCCUUGGUUGAUUGUGUGCGCACUUGGUGGCCUAGAGCAGUUUGCAACUGGGUUGGGGAUCCACCAAGUAUUGUUUGAGAAGGGUUUUUCUUGACAUUGUUUAUUGCUUCUCCAAAAGCAAGAUACUGAAUUUUUAUAGGGAAAAAAUAUGAAGGGGUAUCUUUGAAUAGAGGAAUACAUGGGGAAACAGUGAUUCAGGGCAUGCGUACAUAGGUCCCAUUAGAGCUCAAAUUUUUGACAUGUGUGGCCAAGAGUCCUAGAAUGAUCUAUGCACACUCUGAUGAUGGCCCGGUGCAAUUGUUGUCCUGAGGGAAGAAGCACUAAGAUCAGAGGAGAUGAUUUUUUAUGUAUUUCAAUUUUAAAAAAUAUGUUUAUUGUGUAUGCUAGUGGGCAGCUGUUUUUUUUUUCUUUUUUUCUUUUUUCCCUCUAUUAAUGUGAAAUCAAGGCUUUAUGGCCUAAAACAGUUGUAUCAUCUAAUUUAGCUGGGGAGAUAUGAUAAUACUUUGUCAAGUGAAUGGCAGAAGACAUUUGGAGGCUCAA